This is a messenger RNA of Moneuplotes crassus, 792 nucleotides long. Lineage: Eukaryota; Ciliophora; Spirotrichea; Euplotida; Euplotidae. The record is from the annotation of a GenBank genome assembly.
AUGGAUCCUUUAUCAAAUCGUCAAAUUUGCAUCUACCCUCUAGAUGGUAGACCAAUAGAAGACCUGUAUGCACUAAAAUGUGGUCACCAUUUCUGCAAGGAAUGGAUCAAGCCUCAUUGUGAAAACCAGAUGGAGUGCAAGGUUCUUCCCUUCUGUCCUCUCUGUAAAGUUCCUAUUGAAGGAAACUUUUACUCUGGCCUGAUAAGUCCGGCUGCAAAGAAUCCAGAUAAUGAGAACUCAGUCAGAAUACUAAACGAAAAUGAAAAACUCUUCUGUCCUGCCUGUGAGAGUGGUGAAGUAAUCCUUCCAAGAUUAGACUAUGAAAGAAAGAAUGAGACCACUGACGAAGAGGAAAAGAAGUUCCUCACAGACCAAAACAUUGUGGCGAAAUGAAGAAAGGAGGGAGUCGAGUACUGUAAGUUUGUCAAGGUUAUUAGACAGUGAGCUUUCUAUUGAAAGUGCACAGAAUGUGGGUACCAGAUAUGUACUUAUUGCAAGAAGAAGUAUACUGAAGGCCAUGAGCUAUAUCUAUUCAGAGCUUGUCAUCCUCUGGAAAACGAGAGAAUGACAAACAUAGUCUGCUCCUUCCUUUGUGUCCCCUUAAUCGUGAUAUUUGAAAUCAUCUGUGCUCCUUUCUCCUUGUGCUACUAUCAAUGCUCAUUAUGCAGAAAUGACGAGAAAAGUGAUUUUAAUACUUAAAUAGACCCUUUUUGAAGAGUUGCACUUCCAUUAGAAAGAAGCAUAACAGAUGCUUUGUAGAAUGUUUCAUCACUCCUUGUCUAUUCAUACUUC